GGCACCAAUGCCUCUGCUCUGGAAAAAGACAUUGGGCCAGAGCAAUUUCCACUUAAUGAACACUACUUUGGGCUGGUCAACUUUGGCAACACAUGCUACUGUAACUCCGUCCUGCAAGCCCUGUACUUCUGCCGGCCGUUUCGAGAAAAUGUGUUGGCGUAUAAGGCCCAGCAGAAAAAAAAAGAAAACCUCUUGACUUGUCUAGCAGACCUUUUCCACAGCAUUGCUACACAGAAGAAGAAAGUUGGGGUGAUCCCUCCCAAAAAAUUCAUCUCAAGGCUACGGAAGGAGAACGAUCUUUUUGACAACUACAUGCAGCAGGAUGCUCACGAAUUUUUGAAUUACUUACUAAACACUGUUGCCGACAUUCUACAAGAGGAGAAGAAGCAGGAAAAGCAAAAUGGCAAAUUGAAAAAUGGAAACGUGAACGAAGCAGAAGAGAACAGCAAACAGGAGCUGACCUGGGUGCACGAGAUAUUUCAGGGAACUUUGACCAAUGAAACAAGAUGUCUGAACUGUGAAACCGUAAGCACUGGCAGUAUUAAAACAAGAAUUACCUGUAAAACAGCUGGAUAA
Molecule: messenger RNA, 576 nt
Organism: Protobothrops mucrosquamatus (brown spotted pit viper)
Lineage: Eukaryota; Metazoa; Chordata; Lepidosauria; Squamata; Viperidae
Product: ubiquitin carboxyl-terminal hydrolase 46-like
Exons: 3
Biological process (GO): protein deubiquitination
Cellular component (GO): cytosol; nucleus
Molecular function (GO): cysteine-type endopeptidase activity; cysteine-type deubiquitinase activity
Source: RefSeq, a predicted model, not a curated record